This is a messenger RNA of Cryptomeria japonica (Japanese cedar), 2289 nucleotides long. Its product is annotated as E3 ubiquitin-protein ligase RDUF2. Gene Ontology annotation, biological process: protein ubiquitination. Gene Ontology annotation, cellular component: cytoplasm. The transcript has a single exon. Lineage: Eukaryota; Viridiplantae; Streptophyta; Pinopsida; Cupressales; Cupressaceae. The coding region runs from base 524 to 1558 and encodes 344 amino acids. Gene Ontology annotation, molecular function: ubiquitin protein ligase activity. The record is from RefSeq and is a predicted model, not a curated record.
ACUUUGAAAGGUCAAUUAAGCGCGAAUGGAUUGAAUUUGACCGGUCACAUACUUUCCAGGCAUAAUUUUUCCCGCUCUAGAUUACUUCUAGGCCAGAUCUUAUCCGGUGCCCGGUUCCCACCAACAGCUACCCACCAAAAUCCUCUCUGGUUUUGUCCUCUCCACCAUUUUUUCUAUUUACGUAGAUCAAAACUCCCAAUUUCCGAUCAACCCAUGUCGCCGGCGGUGAGGUAUUUGUAAUGUUUGACCAGUGCCAAUGCCUACGCUCAUUCUUAUUUAUGUACAACUGUUCAAACCGGCGAUUUUGGUACACGAUAACUCGUCUUUUCCUCGGAAGUACGCGUAAUGGCACCUACCCAUUUAGGAAUUUUCUAUUUGGGAAAUUAUGGAUUGCUUCGCCGCCACUCGUCGUUUAGGUAGCGCAGAAAAUUUGAGCCCAUUGUUUACGCCAGGCUUGGGUUUACCCAAAAACUCAUUUUGCCCUCUGCCGUCUUCAAGCAUUCAGAGAUUCGCUUGAUCAGAGAUGUCAUUUGCAUAUUGGUGCCACCAGUGUAAUGCCAUGAUUCGUCUGGAUGGCGGUCAGGAAAUGGUUUGCCCCACUUGCAAUGGGGGAUUCGUGGAGGAAAUGGAAAGAGGGGAAAGAGAGAGUAGGAGACAGCUCUCUCAUGCCCACCACCUGUUGGGCUGCAUUUCUAAUCUGUUGGGGCAUUUGGAGGGGAGGAGAAGACCUGGCCGUGGCAGGCUUUCCUUUACGCCUAUGCUGAUUCUGCGGAGAAAUCCCAACCCUAGCGGAGCAGAAGGGGAGAGUGCGAGCAUCGAGGUGUAUUUCGACAGUGGAUCUGGGGUCGGCGGACUCAGACGAUUGCCGCCCCAUCUGACGGAGUAUUUCAUGGGCUUCGGACUGGAUCGCCUCAUCGAACAUCUGUCAAAUAGUGACCCCGGCGUUGCCUGUGGGGCGCUGCCGGCUUCGAGAAGUGCUGUGGACGCCAUGCCGGCCUUCCAAAUCGCGGAAAACCAUCUGGGCCACGAUUUGCAUUGCGCCGUUUGUAAAGAUGCCUACGAAAUCGGCGAGCAAGCCCUUGAAAUGCCAUGUAAGCACAUCUAUCACUCUGAUUGUAUUCUUCCAUGGCUUUCUCAGCACAAUUCCUGUCCUGUCUGCCGCCAUGCGAUGCCCACGGAGGAUCAGACUCAGACGCCUUCACCUUCUCCUUCGUCUUCCUCAGCUGGGACAGGAGAGAUUGGACUAACUAUAUGGAGGCUUCCUGGCGGUGGGUUUGCAGUGGGGAGGUUUUCUGGUGAAUCUCUCAUAAACUUCAAUAAUAAUAAUACAGAGGGAGUUAGGGAGGCGAGUACUGAUAAUCGGAGAGAAAGUGGUCCUAGUGAUGGUGAGAAUCAGGGCCGCAGGCGUAAUCCUUUCUCCUUUCUGUGGCCUUUUCGAUCAUCUAGCUCCAAUACAGAGUCCCAGAAUACACCAAGUUCUAGCAAUGAUCAAAACUCUAGGAGGCGCGCUGGUUGGCCAUUUGAAGAUGGCAUUGGUCCUUCCCGAUGGUUCAGUUGAGUGGGAUUCAAGGCUUAAGAUCUGUCACUAACAUUGCAAUUCAGACUGACUUGGAUGGCACAGUUUACUGCUCCCGACCAGGCGCGUGGUCAGGAUUAUGCCAUUGUUUUGCUGUUCCAUGUGUAGAUAAUUUCCUAUUCAGUUAUAAGUUUAAAGAUCCUUGGUCCUCAAAUUGCACAAACUUUAAAAAAAUGAUAAAACACCAAGGAUGUCGACUCCAUAGCUACAUGCUUCAUUGUAGAAACAUAUCUCAUAAUAUGGACGUGGAACAAGAGUUAACACUGCCAGUGUUUUUUGUAAUGAGGUAAGCAGGGAUUAUCUUUCUGCCUCAAAUGUGAUAACAGGUAUAGCAUUUUUCUCUUCGUUUUGUUUUAGCCUAUUAUUUAUCUGGAAGGGGGCAAAGGGGUAGCAAGGAAAAAACAAUAGGCAAGAUUGGCAAUGCUCAUUUUGCUCUACAUUACUCAAUUGUAAGUUAGGGCCAGGUUAUCAUCAGUAAGUGUACCCGCUAUGAAUGUAUUGACAUUGCAUAUAACAUAAGGGUUUUUCUUUUCCAUUUUCUCAUCUCCAAUUCUUACAUUGCAAGGAAAAAACAAUAGGCAAGAUUGGCAAUGCUCAUUUUGCUCUACAUUACUCAAUUGUAAGUUAGGGCCAGGUUAUCAUCAGUAAGUGUACCCGCUAUGAAUGUAUUGACAUUGCAUAUAACAUAAGGGUUUUUCUUUUCCAUUUUCUCA